AUGGACGUAUCAAGUGAACACAGCACAGGCCAGUCGACAUCAGAGGGAGCAAUCGAGACGAAGCUGCAGCUACCAGCAAGCUGUGAUCCACCGCAAACAGAUGGUCCCAGAAAACAGUUAGUAUGGGUGGUAAGCCAACUGGUCCCUCCCAAAAAGCUUUAUGAUCGCCGACCAGUAUUGACCGAUGUAUUGCUUUCCGGCGCCUUACAGGUAUUUGGCGGAACAGGGCACAUGGGUAGGUCCCUUGUGAAAUGCGCCCUCUCCCGCGGGGAUCUUGUCACCUCUGUCGGCCGAGUCUUUGAGACAAGUCCCGAAGAAAUGGUCGCGCGAGACAGCGAUAGCCAUUUAGGGCUUCUUUGCGAUGUGCGAGCCAGGGAUUCAGUUGCACGAGUUGUUGAUCGGACGUUGGAACGCUUCCAGCGAGUCGAUGUCAUCGCCAACUGCUCUGGCUACGGCGUCAUUGGCGCCUGUGAAGACCAAGACGAGCAUGAGAUCCGUAAUCAGUUCGAAACAAACCUCAUGGGCACCCUUAACAUUAUCCAAGCUAGCCUCCCUUACUUUCGCCAACAAAAUGGAGGCCGUUAUCUUAUCUUCAGUUCAACAUCUGGAGCGCUUGGUGUUCCUGGUCUAGGUCCAUAUUGUGCCACCAAGUAUGCUGUUGAGGGACUCAUAGAAGCCAUGCUGUACGAGACAAAUUCAUUCAACGUCAAAGCAACUUUAGUCGAGCCGGGAUUCGUGCGUAGGGAUGAGCCAGAUACGUUAACGACCCCUUUGCCGACAUGGGGCCACUUCCUCAUUAAACCUGCGAGCGAGGCCUACGCGCAAGCAACCGCACCUGCGCUCCACGCCAAACGAAUGGUCCAAUGGCUUGGAGAUCGACAGCCAACAAGUGCCGUAAAGUGCGCCGAACUUGUCUGGCAGCUGGCCCACUGUUCUUUUCCUCCAUUGAGGUUGCUUCUAGGAAGCUACGCCAUUGAGAGUAUUCGCGAUAGACUUCGGUCAGUUACUGAAGAGCUCGAGGACUGGAAACACUUGAACUUCCCCAUCGCACCCGAAGCUGGAAAUGACAUAGACACUAGGGAUGGCAAAGUAGACCAGGACGAGACGAUGAACUAUUCGGGCCAAGAUACACAAGGUCAGUCAAAGGCAUGA
Molecule: messenger RNA, 1152 nt
Organism: Colletotrichum truncatum
Lineage: Eukaryota; Fungi; Ascomycota; Sordariomycetes; Glomerellales; Glomerellaceae
Product: retinol dehydrogenase 8 (short-chain dehydrogenase)
Source: RefSeq, a predicted model, not a curated record